AAAAAAAAAAAAAAACAUCCAACCGGAAGAGGCGUUGACGAAUUCGCUGCUGUCAACAGAUCUGAGCGAGUCGCACGGAGACGCCACGAAGCGAAGGCUGAAUCAAAGCAAAGAUACUCACGGCUCCAGCUGCUUCUGCGUGGGGCUCUCGGCUUCGCGUGUCUGGCAGUGAGUGUGCAUUCAAGGCGUGCGUGUAGCUUCCUCCUAUAUCGGGUGUGAUGUCGUCAGAGCUGCUGGUAGAUUUGGAAGACCAUGCCACGGCGCACAUCGGCCAGCUGAAGCUGGAGACCUUGGAGGACCAGCAGUGGCUCCCCGAUGAGUCUGGCCUCACCAAAUCAGAGACAGACGUCUCCCAGCAAUUUGAUGCCAGCUCCCCCCACCUGCCCUGGGACCAUCCUUUCUAUGACAUCGCCAGGCACCAGAUCAUUGAAGUGGCAGGUGAUGAUAACUAUGGCAGGAAGGUGAUCGUGUUCAAUGCCUGCAGGAUGCCCCCACAGCACCAGCUGGACCAUCACAAGCUGCUGCAGUAUCUUAAGGGCACUCUGGAUCAGUAUGUGGAGAGUGACUACACCCUGAUCUACUUCCACCAUGGGCUGACGAGUGAAAACAAACCCUCCCUCAGCUGGCUGCGGGACGCGUACAGGGAAUUUGACAGAAAGUAUAAGAAGAACAUCAAAGCUCUGUACAUCGUCCACCCCACCAUGUUCAUCAAGACUCUGCUGAUCCUCUUCAAACCAAUCAUCAGCUUUAAGUUUGGCAGGAAGAUCAACUACGUGAGUUAUCUGAGUGAGCUGGAGGAUGUGGUGAAGUGCGAUCAGCUGAUUAUUCCUACUCGUGUCAGAGAGUACGAUAACAAAUUGCGAGCCUCCUUGAAACCUGCUGCCCAGCCUCCCAUGUCUCCUCCGUCCAGCCCUCCCCUCCCCAACCAGGUAUUUGGGGUCCCCCUGACUCUGCUCAGACAGAGGAGUGCAGAUGGUGAUCUGGUUCCUGUGGUGAUGACCGACACCAUUAGCUUCCUGUUGGAUCAAGGUUUGGAGAUUGAGGGAAUCUUCAGACGGUCUGCUAACGUGACUCUGGUGAAGGAGGUACAGCGCAAAUACAACUCAGGCGAACCAGUGAAUUUCAGAGAAAUGGAAGACGUCCACUUGGCAGCUGUGAUCCUCAAGACGUUCCUGAGGGAGCUACCUGAGCCUCUGCUGACCUACCAGCUCUACAAUGACAUCGUCAACUUUGCUACUGUAUCCUCUGAAAUCCAAGCAUCAGUCAUGAGGUCACUGGUAGAGUCACUGCCAGAAGAAAACUACGCAUCGCUGCAAUACCUCAUCACAUUCCUGGCAAAGGUGUCCGCCAACAGUGGCGUGAAUAAGAUGACCAACAGUAACCUGGCUGUGGUGUUUGGACCCAACCUGCUCUGGGGACGAGAUAACGCCAUGUCGCUCAGCGCCAUUGGGCCAAUCAACAACUUCACCAGAACCCUGCUGGACCAGCAGCAUCUAGUCUUUCCCUAAAGCCUGACCCGCAGAAGCACCACUGAGACUCUUCUUCUCAUCCCUGACCAGUCAGGAGCCGCAUCAGGCUGCUGCUCUACCGCCAGCACUUAGAUAAACCCACUUCAUCUGCUUUUCCAUUUACAAAAACUGCAUUUGUGACGGCCCCGCUGCAUUAUUGAGUCUCCCAACGUGUCCUUACAUUCUGAUCGGCUCAUGAGCAGCAUCUUGUCAUGUCAAGCGGUCUGAACUGCUCUCAGUUUCUGAUCUGCAUUUCCGUUUCCAUGUGACUCCAUGCAUGGCAUGAGGCAUGAGUGCACCUGGACAUCAAAGGUACAUGAGGCUGCAGCCAAGUAAACGACCUAAAGCACAAACAGCCAAUAAGUAGUUGUGUUUCGUAGUUAGCCAGUUGUGUAUUCUCGCUGCUUUGUUGUUGCCUUUUGUCUUUUCAUAAGUGAACAGAGCAACCUACCAAGUGCUAAUAAUGUAGCAGCAGCUGUCAGGUGAAGAGACUUAGUCUUCUUACAGCAUAUUAUCGUGCUACCAAACUCUAAUGUCCUUCACUGGUUACGUUGCAAAAGUACGAGUUUGACUCACUUCUAAAAGAACGUGUUAUCAAGAUUAGACCAUGAUAGUGAAAACCU
Messenger RNA from Betta splendens (Siamese fighting fish), 2131 nucleotides. It is a transcript of the gene arhgap1, whose product is annotated as Rho GTPase activating protein 1. The coding region runs from base 219 to 1508 and encodes 429 amino acids. Gene Ontology annotation, biological process: small GTPase-mediated signal transduction; negative regulation of endocytic recycling. The transcript has 13 exons. Gene Ontology annotation, molecular function: GTPase activator activity. The record is from RefSeq and is a predicted model, not a curated record. Gene Ontology annotation, cellular component: cytoplasm. Lineage: Eukaryota; Metazoa; Chordata; Actinopteri; Anabantiformes; Osphronemidae.